AAGCCAACGGUUCAUUUUAAUGCGGUCGCUAUAGUAUAUUAAUUAUAUCAAAUAUCAAACUUGGACUUGGAGACCUUAAAAAUAAGUAUACACAUACAUAAUAUAAGAUUUUAACAAAUUUAGAACUGACAGUUAACUCUGUGAUAAUGGCACCAAAUGUGAAAAAACUGGAAAAAGAAACUUGGCGGAAAUCGGGUAUAUCCAGAAAUUAUCCUAGUUAUAGAAAUCGUAUACCUGUUAGCCAUGAGAGUUGGCUCGAGGGCAAACAAUUGGACGAUGAGGCCGAGGGUCUUUGGCGCAUUGGUGAUAAGCUUUAUGAUUUAAGUGAUUUCGCUACCAAUCAUCCGGGUGGGGCAUUCUGGAUAGAGACCACCCGUGGCACUGAUAUAACCGAACCCUUUGAAUCGCAUCACAUAAACGAGAGAGCUCGACAAAUGCUUAGUAAAUUUGAAAUCAAGAGUGCCACUAAGCCGCGUAAUUAUAGAUUUACCUUUGAACCGAAUGGUUUUUACAUGACACUCAAGCGAAGAGUACGAGAGAAACUAAGAACCCUCAACUAUAAACCAUCACAGAAAACAGAUCUACUUCAUACUGGCAUCUUGAUUGGUGUGUUUCUCUUCAGUUGGUUGGCCAUCGUUUGGAGUUCAUUGGUGUUCAAAAUCUUGGCUGGCUGGGCCCUUUGCUAUAUGGCCACAUCGUCACAUAAUUACUUCCAUCAGCGUGAUAAUUGGCGAAUGUAUUGCUUUAAUUUAUCUCUUAUGAACUUUCGGAAUUGGCGUAUAUCUCAUGCCUUAUCACAUCAUGUAUAUCCGAAUUCAUUGCACGACUUGGAAAUGUCUUUAUUUGAGCCAUUCCUUUGCUGGGUGCCCAGUAUACACUACGCCAAUCGGAUUCAACGUUGGAUUUCAGUAUUAAUAUCGCCAGUGAUCUAUGCCCUAUUGAGUUUUGUUCAAAUUGUACAAAGAAUGGUGUAUUCACUAGUCAAAAACAAUAUUAUGUACUGGGACGAUCUGAUUGGCCUAAUUUUGCCAAUUUUCCUGUACAUCUCAACUGAUUUGAAGUUCAGUUCAGCAAUUGUUAAUUGGUUGAGUAUAGUUAGUAUUGGAAGCUUUCUCUUUGGUUUCAUAGGUCUAACAGCUGCCCAUCAUGAUCCUCGCAUUUUACAUGAUGGCGAUACUCAAAGGUCUGAUCCCGAUUGGGGUCUUUAUCAGUUGGAUACGAUAAUUGAUCGUGGCGAUAUAAAAUGGUCAGAUCUCUUGGUUCUGGUCUCAUUUGGUGAACAUGCUUUGCAUCAUCUCUUUCCCACCUUGGAUCACAAUGUUCUUAAGCAUCUAUAUCCAGAAUUCAGGUUAACAUUGAAGGAAUUUAAAACCGAGCUACGUGAGAUGAGUCAUUGGGGUCAUAUUAAGGGUCAGAGUCAGCAAUUGUUGCGCCUAAAAGCCAACUUAUUGCCGCCAGGCAGUAAAAUGUUUCAGUAAGUUUUAGAGACCCAAAAGGUUAAUAAUCGGUUCCGGACUACACAGGGAAUGGCAAACAAAUAAAUAAAUUAUUCUACAUUUCUCUUAAGUUUUACUCUUUAGCUAAAAGCUUGCCCUCUCUCGCUCUUUUAAUUUGGUCAAGCUUUUAUGCAAGUUCAUGUUUUGUUUUUAUGUUUUCAGUUAGUUUUAAGUGAUAAUAUUACUUUAAUGCCGUCAUUAUAUAGGGUUAUAAACUUGGAAAUUCCACAAUAUAAAGUCUCUAAA
Molecule: messenger RNA, 1742 nt
Organism: Drosophila willistoni
Lineage: Eukaryota; Metazoa; Arthropoda; Insecta; Diptera; Drosophilidae
Product: cytochrome b5-related protein
Exons: 4
Coding region: 147-1478 (443 amino acids)
Biological process (GO): lipid metabolic process
Cellular component (GO): mitochondrion
Source: RefSeq, a predicted model, not a curated record